Messenger RNA from Pantherophis guttatus, 3457 nucleotides. NCBI's taxonomy places the organism in Eukaryota, Metazoa, Chordata, Lepidosauria, Squamata, Colubridae. The record is from RefSeq and is a predicted model, not a curated record.
UGAAGAGAUCUCGUCCGGGUCUACAGCCGAUUGUGGAAGGAGGUUCUGACGAUGGAGAAGAUGUAGGAGUCAAGCCGAAACAGCUUGGGAGACCCAUGGAGACUGAACGCCAGGAGAGGUGGGAUCCUGACGUCUGCAGGAAGGCAGAGAUGGGGGACAGGAAGGUCCCUAAGGCUCACCAGUUCUUCCCUCGGCCUCGGGGUCUCCCCCCAGCAAAGGGGCAGGCUGCUGGACCCUCUUCUCCCCUUCCCCAACUUCCCAGCUUGGAGAAUGCUGCUCAGCUGCCCCCUGACCCAUCAGUCGUGGCCUUUUGUCCGAGGCUGAAGACUCUCUCCUGCGAAGACGUUUGCUUAUUGGCAACCCGGCAGGGACCGCUUUUUGACGCGGUGUCUCCGGACCUCCCCGUCCGUCUGUCGCCCAUCGGGGCGUAUUCCCCACCAGCUCGAAGCCUGCUCCCCUUCCUCAGCAGCCCUGAUCUGGCCGUCCUGUUCUCCCCCUUUUUCCCCUCCAGCAAAUCCUUCCCCAUCUUAGCUUUCCCCACCCACCAGGUGCCCGAGCUGUCACUUGGAGCCCGAGACCCCAUGGGAAAGCAGGGUGGAAAGGGUCCCUGGGGGAAAGCUAUGAGCGCCAAGGAGUCGGGAGCCCCUCGCCAACUUCGACAUUCUCAGUCCUUUGCUGGGGUCUCACUCCAAGGAUGCCCAGCGAGGAAAGGAGAUGCGGUUUCUACACAGCUUCGACAACAGAAAAAAGCGCUGCUGGUGGCCGUCAGUGCUUCCGUGGACAAAAUCAUGGCUCAUUUCAGCACCGCCAGGAACCUCGUUCAAAAGGCUCAGCUGGGUGAUAGUCAGCUCACCCCCGAAGUGGGGUAUUUGAUCCUCAAUACGCUGUGCCCUGCCUUGCACGCCCUGGUGGGUGACGGCCUGAAGCCUUUUCAGAAGGACGUCAUCACGGGACACCGGCCCAGUUCUCCGUGGAGCGUCAUUGAAGCUUCGGCCAGGCCAGGUCCCCACACCAGAUCCUUUACCGCGUUAUACUGGCGUGUGUCACGUCUGGCCCCACUCCGGAGUAACCACCAACGCUUCCAUGCUUUUAUCCUGGGCCUUCUGAAUUUGAAGCAAGUAGAGGAAUGGUUCGCGCAGCUGCAGAGAAACUCAGAACUGAUCUCCUCGCUCUACCUGCCCACUGCUUUCCUCCUCCUGAGUCAGCGGUUCUGCCACCGUUGGGCCGAAGAGCUGCUUCUUCUCCUGCAACCCCUUUCCGUCCUCACCUUCCAACUGGACUUGCUCUUCGAACACCGCCACCUGCCCGUCAGUGUCCGGCCGAUGGCCCAGCGAAGUACCCCGUCUCCCGAACUCGGCGCCGGUCAUUGGGAAAGCCCCGGUUUGACACCGGUGGAUUUAUCCGAAUCUCCGAUUUCUUUGGAAGAUGGGUUCUUGGCUCCAUCCAGCCCCUUUCAGGAAUGGCUUCUGCCCCAGAGAUUUCUGGGGUGGAGAGACCGGCUGGCCAGCACCCUCCGUGGGAACGGGAACCCGGCUUGGGCCCAACCGGAGCCCAAGGAGGAGACCCCAAACCUGCCGUCGAGCAAGUGGAAGCCCCAAUGGACCAAGCUAUGGGUGGCCAUCAGGGAAAGCCGGGCGGCAGCCGGAGACACCGGUGCCAACGCCGAGGAAUGUCCGAAAAAGGAGAUAGAAAAACAGGAAUCGGUUUGCAAGGAGGAAAGCUCAUCGUCAGGGAGCCAUCUCAAGCCAGCAAUGGAUACCCCUGAGGCAGGAGAAGUCUACCUGGAAGGAACCCAAGCGGGCAAGGAGAAAUCGGAGGCGGGAAACGGGAACGAAAGGUGGCUGGGAUGGCUGUUUGGAGCCAAUUUUCCCGGGACGCUGAACGAGAUGGAUUUGAGUCUACCCCGAGCUAGCAGGCGCCCCUCGAGAUGGCUCUGCCCCACCGUUAACGCGCUGGCCCUCGCGAAGAAGGGGGGACCGACCCAGAAGCCCUGGCAAGAGGCAGACGGGACCCAGAAUCCCCCAGACCCAUUACAGACCUGCAAAGCUGUGCGGGCUCUCUGCGACCACGCAGGCGACGCCGCAGGCGGACACCUGGCCUUCUGCAAAGGGGACAUCCUGCAAGUGAUGGAGACGGUGGACGAAGAUUGGCUCAAAUGCCUCUCCGGAGACCGGCAAGGCCUCGUCCCCGUGGGUUACACUUCCCUCGUCAUGUGAAUGGCGGUCCAGGCCAGGUGGAAGGAAGAAGGGAGACCCCCCAAGGAUGGAGGAUCGAACUGACCCCCCCCGAAAAAAAACUGUUUUAAAAAAAAAAUAAACCCACCCCUAAAAGCACCGACUAGGUGGCUCAGUGGCUAAGACACUGAGCUUGUCGAUCAGAAAGGUUAGCAGUUCGGCGGUUCGAAUCCCUCGUAAAGGUCUCCUGACUGAGCAGGGGGUUGAGCUAGAUGACCUCCAAGAUCCCUGUUACCAUCCAAAUGACUAAAGCAUCACGGAGGGAGCCACCCAGGGAUCGUUUCAAGCCGACGUGCAAAUUUACCACCCCCCCUCUGAAAUGCUGAGCUGUGCUUUCUCGGAUCUGGGGAUCUUGGACUGGUCCAUCCUCCCCGUCGUCGGAAGCUGGCUGGGGAUGAUGGAGGGCGGGGGGGUAUCCCAGGACACCUCGAGUGUUGCGUAUGGGGGAAGCUGGAUCGGUUUCUUCUCUUUUGACGUCUGGGAUUUCUGAUUUUGAUUUGUCCGCCGCUCGUGUCUGCCGUCCAGCCGCCGUGCAAAAAAGAGCAUUUCCCGUCGUGUGUAUAUUGCAUAUAUCUGUGUAAAUAUAGAAAAAUUGAUAUAUAUAUAUAUAUACACACAGCCAACCUUAAAAUAACCAAACACAAAAGACUAUAGGUAGUCCUCGACUUAUAACGGUUCACUUAGUGACCGUUGGAAGUCACAACGGCGCUGGGAAAAAAAAGGCGAUUUAUGGUGAUCCUUUUUCACCCGUACGACCUCCCUAAGGUCACGCGGUCGAAAUUCGGACGCUUGGUAACGGACUCGCAUUUAUGACGGUUGCAAGUGUCCCGGACUCCCCUUUUGCGACCUUCCGACAAAGCAACGUCGAGGGAGGAAGGCGGAUUCGCUUAACGACCGGGAUUCGCGUAAGCCACGGCUGGCAAGGAAGGUCGUAAAACGGGGCAAAACUCACUGAACGGAGGUCCUCCCUCGGCAACGGGAGACUCCCGGGCUCGAUUGCGGUCAUUAAGUCGAGGGCUGUCUAUAUUGCUAGGGUUAACCGGAAGACAAAUAUCUUAAGGAGCUUAAUUUUUAAUAAUAAUAAUAAUUAUUAUUAUUUUUUGCCACUGCACGCUCUUCCCAAGCGCUCUUUGUCGAUUCAUUCCUUCUAGAAUCAGCCCACUUCUGUUUUCUAGAAGGCCACUUGUACACUGGAGAAGGAAAUAAAAAUAUUGUUCAGACAA